Molecule: messenger RNA, 858 nt
Organism: Porites evermanni
Lineage: Eukaryota; Metazoa; Cnidaria; Anthozoa; Scleractinia; Poritidae
Source: the annotation of a GenBank genome assembly
AUGAACGUUUCAUCAGCAAACACAAACAGUUGUUCUCUUUCAAUGGCUCAUGGUAUUCCACUUAUCUUAGUCAACGCUAUCGUUUGCGUUUUGGGAUCACUUGGAAAUGUGCUUGUUUGUUUGGCCAUUGCUACAAACUCCCGCUUACGCCGAGCCUUCAACUAUCUUCUAUUCAGCUUAGCAAUCGCUGAUCUAAUUAUCACCUUCAUAUGCGAGCCAGUCGUUCUGGAAUACAUCACCUUCCUAACAUUCUUCCACGAGUGCAGAAGAAGCCCGAAGAGACGACUUGUGUACACCAUUUUUUCUGUUCUUUCAUGCCAAUCCUCAGUUUUACAUUUGGCGGCAAUCAGUCUUGAUCGUUUCGUUGCCGUUGCGUUUCCACUGCGCCACAAACUCUUCAUGGAAAAAGGCGGACUUAAGAUUAUGCUCAUAGCAUCAUGGUCCAUUCCGAUUCUUACUUCCGUUUUACCCAAUAUCAUUUCGACAGGUUCCACUCCUGUCUUUUAUUUUAUCAAUAUUGGAAUCUUUGCUUUUAGCGGUUUAAUUAUUUUAUUUUUUCACUUUCUGAUUGUGCUAGUUCUGCUCUACUACAGUAAGAAAAAAAAGCAUAUAAGAGUUCGAGCAGUUUCAGUCCGGGUCACUUGCACACUGGCUAUCGCAACAGGCGUCUUCAUCGUUUGUUGGGCUCCAAUAAUUACGGUGCUUGCCGUUGACAAAUGGCGGAGAAGCCCUCUACACUUUUGGCUCCAAACUCUGGCUCUGUCAAACUCAGCCAUGAACUUUGUUAUUUACUCUGCUAGAAUGCGGGACUUCAAAAUUGCAUACGUUGGUAUCUUACGCAAGAUGCUCUGCCUGUAG